This is a messenger RNA of Didymosphaeria variabile, 945 nucleotides long. RefSeq names its product uroporphyrinogen-III synthase (gene HEM4). Bases 1 to 945 code for a protein of 314 amino acids. The record is from RefSeq and is a predicted model, not a curated record. The transcript has a single exon. Gene Ontology annotation, biological process: uroporphyrinogen III biosynthetic process. Lineage: Eukaryota; Fungi; Ascomycota; Dothideomycetes; Pleosporales; Didymosphaeriaceae. Gene Ontology annotation, molecular function: uroporphyrinogen-III synthase activity.
AUGGCCGAUAAACCGCGGAACGAUCAAGAGAAAAUACCUUUGCUACUGCUCAAAACCAAAUCUACGCCGACCGACGCCUACGACGAGUAUUUUACCGCUUUGGACGACGGCAAAUAUGAGCCCGUCUUCGUGCCCGUCCUGGAGCACAGUUUCAAGCAAGAUGCACUCAACCAAGUUCAGCAGCACAUUGAAAAGGGCGACUUUGCUGGUGUCCAUCCCGGCGGGCGGCCCAAGUAUGGUGCUAUCAUCUUCACCUCUCAGCGCGCCGUGGAAGCAUUCGCGCAAAUCGUGGAGAACGUAAGGAACAGGAAGGAUAGCCAUCUUCUCGAGGCCUUGCUCCCCAAGCACAUGCCACUGUACGUUGUAGGUCCGGCUACCGCACGCAGCCUGAAGUCAAUCAACUUGCAUUGUCCCAUAGUAGGCGAAGAGACGGGGAAUGGCCAGGCUCUUGCAAAAUUCAUACUAGACCAUUACAACGAGCUAUACGAGGGCGACGAUAAACCUCAUGUCUUGUUCCUUGUUGGUGAAAAGAGACGGGACGUCAUACCGAAAACGCUCCAGUCCCCGGACCUGCCCACAGGACAGAGGUUGGUUGUGCAGGAAUUGGAAAUUUACGAGACCGGUGAGAUGCAGUCUUUCAAGUCGAACUUCACGUCGAUCUGGCAGAACAAUGCAGUCUUGGGCAAGAUGCGGCAGUGGGUAGUAGUCUUUUCACCUACCGGCUGUCAAGCUAUGCUGGAAAGUUUGGGACUUCUGAGUCCUGGGCCGGGCAAGUCUACAGCAUCGAGCGCCACCCCAAGGGACGUCUCGAUUGUCACAAUCGGGCCGACCACCCGCGAUUACCUGAUAGAAGAGUUUGGAUUCACCCCAGAAGUUUGUGCCCCAAGGCCAAGCGCAGAAGGGAUAGCCGAGGGCAUGCAAAGCUUCCUAUCGCGUUCGGGUUGA